AGGAGGGAGGCAGUGAAAGAAGCAGGGAGGGAUAUAUGGAGAAGGAGGGCAGAGGGGUGAGAGACUGAGAGAAGCAUUUGGUAGGCACACUUAUUCACACAGUCACUUUCCCCUUGCUAGUGACUUUCACCACUGCAACCUUUUGCUGCCUACCAGGAUUCUUCCUUCUUCCCAUAAUGACCAACUCCCUCGGUCUGAGCGUCCAGCUCCUCCUGCUGCUGUCCCUAAGCUUCACCGCACGUGCUGAACCUCGCAGGACCACGACCCCUCAACGCAGAACGCCUCGUGCACCGCCCGCUAAGGUGCGCCUGGCAGGCAAUUUUGCGCGCGAGGCGCACGAAGGGCGCGUGGAGGUCCUGCACAAUGACGCCUGGGGGACCGUCUGUGAUGAUGAGGUGGACAUAAACCUGGCUAACGUGGUGUGCCGAGAACUGGGGUAUCGAGGAGCAGUAACCUGGGCUCACAGCGCCAAGUAUGGAGAAGGAACAGGUCCUAUUUGGAUGGAUAAUGUACGGUGUGAUGGCUCAGAGAAGUCUUUGAAGGACUGCAAACACAAUGGUUGGGGGGUAAAUGACUGUAAACACUCUGAAGACUUAGGGGUUGUGUGCACCCCCGAGCAUAGACUGGAGCAAUCUGCCAGCAGAAGUCACACUACACCUGUCCGGCCUUUUGGUAACACUGCUUCUCAGUGGGGUGGUAUUGUGGCAACACAGAGGCAUCCAGGCUACGGAUAUUAUGGAAAUGGUCAUCUGCAGGAGAUCCCAAGGUUCCACAGGCCACACCACUACCAGGGUCGCAGCAAAGUGCGGAUUGAGGAGGUCCGUCUGCGUCCGAUCCUUUCAGCUACAAAGAAGAAGAGAAUUAUUACAGAGGGUGUGGUGGAAGUGAAGCAUGCUGGGAGAUGGAGGCAAGUCUGUGACCUAGGUUGGAGUCUCAACAGCAGCCGAGUGGUGUGUGGGAUGCUUGGCUUUCCAGAAGCAAGUCAGCAUAGUGUCAAAACAUACAAGAAAAUAUGGGAUAACAAGGUUAAAGAUCCUUCAACAAGGCUAAGCCAAAUGGCAAAAAAGAAAGGAUUCUGGGUAGAGAAGGUGCACUGUCUGGGCACAGAAAACACUCUAUCAGAGUGCCACGCUCAGCUGUCAAUCCCCCGAAGUCCAACCCCAUGUAAAAAUGGCCAAUUUGCAGUGGCCAAGUGCAUACCAGGACCUCAGUUUGCUCGCAUCUCCUCAGGAAGACCCCAGGCUCCUUAUCCAGUGGUGCCUGUGCGUCUCAAGGCAGGUCCCAGGUUGGGUGAAGGCCGUGUAGAGGUUCUACGAAAUGGGAAAUGGGGGACAAUUGUUGAUCGCUUGUGGGACAGAACGGCGGCCAGUGUUGUGUGCAGAGAGCUUGGGUUUGGUACCGCCAAGGACGCCCUGCACGGAGCAUACAUGGGCCAAGGUACAGGACCUAUUCAUAUGAACAAUGUACAGUGUAUGGGGACAGAGCGCUCUAUACUGGACUGCUUCUUCCAGGAAGUUCAACCUUGGACAUUCAAACACACUCAGGAUGCUUCAGUACGCUGUAAUGUUCCCAAGACCGGUGCAGAGAAAACGGUGCGUCUAGCGGGUGGUAGAGCCUCUUCAGAAGGACGUGUAGAAGUUUUGAUGGAGGUCGGGGGACGUAAGCGUUGGGGCGCUGUCUGCAGUGAAAACUGGGGGAUCAAUGAAGCAAUGGUGGUGUGCAGACAGCUCGGCCUGGGUUUUGCUGCGAGUGCUCAUCAGGAGACUUGGUACUGGUCUGGUAAUGCAAACGCAAGUGAAGUGAUACUUAGUGGGACUCACUGUGUGGGAACAGAGUUUUCCAUCCAGCAAUGUCGUCGCAACAACCAUGUCCACUGCCCUCGGGGAGGAGGAGCCAAGGCUGCUGGGGUUAGAUGCUCAGAGACUGCUCCGGACCUUGUUGUAGAUGCCCAGUUAGUCCAGGAAACAACCUACUUAGAAGAUCGACCCCUCCACUUGCUAACUUGUGCUCAUGAAGAGAACUGUCUGUCAUCAUCUGCUGCCAGAAUGAACUGGCCUUAUGGCCACCGACGCCUCCUGCGCUUCUCUUCCCGUAUUAUGAACCUCGGUCGGUCCGACUUUAGACCCAAGGCAACUAAAGAAAGCUGGACAUGGCACCAGUGUCACAGGCACUACCACAGCAUCGAGGUGUUCACCCAUUACGACCUGCUGACGCUAAAUGGCACAAAGGUUGCAGAGGGACACAAAGCCAGCUUCUGUCUGGAGGACACAUACUGCCCUGAGGGGAUGCAGAAGAGGUUCUCCUGUUACAACAUGGGUGAUCAAGGCAUUUCUGUUGGCUGCUGGGACACCUAUCGCCAUGACAUUGACUGUCAGUGGGUUGAUGUGACAGAUGUACGACCAGGGGACUACAUUUUCCAGGUGGAAGUUAACCCCUCCUUGGAUAUGGCUGAGUCUGACUUUAUGAACAACGUCAUGAGAUGUCGAUGCAAAUAUGAUGGCCACAGAGCUUAUAUGUACAGCUGUCAUGCAGGGGAUGCUUACAGCGCAGAGACGGAAGACCUGUUUGAGCACCAAAGACAAAUCACCAACAAUUUUGUGUAGUUCAUUGCAGGGUCCAGACUAAAGGCUUUCUAGUGAAGCACAGAGACUAUUUAAAGUAGGCUAAAGUCGAAAGGCCCAGGCAUCUCAGGACGGUAGAACCCACAGUUAUAAUGAUACAGUGCCUGCUGGUGUCCUGGCAAAUCUGGGUAAAACAUUCUUGAAUAUAUGUGACACCAGCAACUAUCGCAUCAAGUCUUCUACUAACUAGAACAUUUAUUGGUUGCAGCAGAGGUGAAGUUGUAGCGUUGUCAGCAUCGUUUCUUGCUAUGUAAAGAAAAAAAGAUAAGAUAUAGAUUUCAGCUGUUCAGAAUUUAACCAAAGUACAAACAAUUAAUACUUAAAACAAACAUAGAUAAAAAGAAAAGGAAAACUGGUGUCAUUCCUAAACUGGAUAUAA
This is a messenger RNA of Cyprinodon tularosa, 3000 nucleotides long. RefSeq names its product lysyl oxidase-like 4 (gene loxl4). NCBI's taxonomy places the organism in Eukaryota, Metazoa, Chordata, Actinopteri, Cyprinodontiformes, Cyprinodontidae. The record is from RefSeq and is a predicted model, not a curated record. Gene Ontology annotation, cellular component: membrane. Gene Ontology annotation, molecular function: protein-lysine 6-oxidase activity; copper ion binding. Bases 177 to 2603 code for a protein of 808 amino acids. Gene Ontology annotation, biological process: peptidyl-lysine oxidation. The transcript has 15 exons.